AUGGACGAACUACAACCACAAUCAUGUCAUGACGAAACGGAAACUUUGAAUUUCAGUAUAGAUAAAAUACUGAAAAAUGACACCAAAUCAGAACAAUUAGCAAAGAAUAAAGGAAAGUAUACCGGUAGAGCGGUGUUUACGAUUACACAGAAAAAUUGGCUAGAAUACCAUUUUCAAAUGGAAAAAUAUAUAACAAAACAAAAUAGAAACGUGUUGGCGUCCAAUCUUGGACUUACAGACUUGCAAGUAAAAGUAUGGUUUCAAAACCGAAGGAUGAAAUGGCGACAGACGAUGUCUCUAAACAAAUGACAUUAUAAAUAUAUAAUAUUAUUUUUUUAUUUAAAUUAUGGUAAAAAUACAAGUACCACGGUACGUUAUAGUAAUUAUUGACUAUUUUAUGACUAACUUAAAUAAUAGUUAUUUAAUAAAAUACAAUAUGUUAUAAUAUUAAUUUUACGUAUUUUUAAAUCGUGUGA
Sipha flava (yellow sugarcane aphid) is the source of this 476-nucleotide messenger RNA. RefSeq names its product homeobox protein DBX2-like. Bases 1 to 309 code for a protein of 102 amino acids. Lineage: Eukaryota; Metazoa; Arthropoda; Insecta; Hemiptera; Aphididae. Gene Ontology annotation, biological process: regulation of transcription by RNA polymerase II. The record is from RefSeq and is a predicted model, not a curated record. Gene Ontology annotation, molecular function: DNA binding; DNA-binding transcription factor activity, RNA polymerase II-specific. The transcript has 3 exons.